Calypte anna (Anna's hummingbird) is the source of this 2529-nucleotide messenger RNA. Its product is annotated as progranulin-like. Lineage: Eukaryota; Metazoa; Chordata; Aves; Apodiformes; Trochilidae. The record is from RefSeq and is a predicted model, not a curated record. Gene Ontology annotation, biological process: innate immune response; antibacterial humoral response. The transcript is spliced from 13 exons. The coding region runs from base 16 to 2433 and encodes 805 amino acids. Gene Ontology annotation, molecular function: peptidase inhibitor activity. Gene Ontology annotation, cellular component: extracellular region.
CCCGAGAUAAGCGGGAUGGCUGGCAGGGUGCCGGCGAUUCUGGGAACUGCCCCUCCUCCUGCCCCUCCUGCCCGUGGCACGGCCACCCCGGGUUCAGCAGCCCCACCACCAUUCUGGGCACCUCCGACCGAGGCUUUAAACACGGUCCUGGCCACACACGGCAUCCCCGGCAGCACUAUGGGGCUGGGGGUUUUCUUCAUCCUGGGGCUCCUGGUCCUCAGGGCAGAGCUGGGCCCUACACCAGAGACAGGCGGGCAGCCGCAGAAGCCGGGGAGGUGCCCGCGGGACUUCACCCGCUGCCUGCGCCUGCAGCCCCCGCUCUGUGCCAACGACUCCGGCUGCCCCGGCUGGCACAAGUGCUGCCCGCGGGACUGCCGACUCCGCUGCAUCCCCCCGGCAGAAGAGAAACCCGGUGCCUGCCCGGCAGCGGCCCCCGAGGGGCUCUUCGUCCCCUGCUCCUUCCCCUGCCUGGAGGACAAGGACUGCGUGGGAGCGCAGAAGUGCUGCCCGCUGAGCUGCGGCCCAGCCUGCCUGGAGCCCGUGCGGGCUGAGGACACCCCCGCCAUCCCGGGCUGCCCGCGGGGCCUCUCCACGCCGCCGGCAUCUGCCACCUCCACGCCCACACUGGCCCCCACGGCAGUCACGCAACGCGUCCCCGACAGUUCCGCCGGGAGUCCCAACACCGAAGGAACCCCUACGGCCACUCCAGCGUGGCAGGAGGGGACGAGGUGCCGGAGUGACGGAGACUGCGGCGACGGGGAGAUGUGCUGCGACGGGCGGUGUGCGGAGCUGUGCAUCGCCGAGCGCCAAGCAAAGCCUGGGUUCUGCCCGGUCCGCGCCGGGCUGUUCCCCAGCUACGACUGCCGAUCCCGGUGCUGGCACGACUUCGAGUGCCCCGGCGAGCAGAAGUGCUGCCUGAGCGGAUGCGACUACGUCUGCCUGCCCCCGGCUCCAGAAAAACCGGGCAUCUGUCCCCUCCUGACCGAGGAGCCGCUUGCUACCGUGGCCCCGUGUGGACCCUCCUGCACCGGGGACGGGCAGUGCCCCGGGGCCCACAAGUGUUGCAGGACCAGAUGUGGCCACAUCUGUGUGGCCCCCGAGCCAGACAAACCCGGAGUGUGCCCGAAGGUGAAGCCGCUGCAGCCGCCGGAGCCGUGCACGGAACAGGAUUCCUGCGUCCACGACAGGGACUGUCCCCGACAGGAGAAGUGCUGCUUCUCCGGCUGCGCCAUGCGCUGCGCCCGCCCUGCCCGCGAGCACCCCGGGGAGUGCCCCCCGGCAGAGCCGUGCUGGGACCCCCGCCGCCGGCGCGGGAGCCGGUGCUUGGACGACAGCGUCUGCCAGCAUGAGGAGAAGUGCUGCGGUACCGGCUGCGGCUGGGACUGCGUGCCCGUGCCCAGAGAGAGAUGGGACGGGGCCGGCGGCCGCUGCACAGAGGAGUGCGAGGCCGAUGCGCAGUGUCCCUGGGGACAGAGGUGCACCAGCACCGGCUGCGGCCGCGUCUGCAUGGACAUCCCCGGGGCCGGGUGCUCUCCUUGCAGGCAGAGUGGGAGUGUGUCCCGUCACCAGGGAGGGGGGGACCUGCCUGGACCUCUGCAGCCUGGACGAGGAGUGUCCCUGGGGCCACAAGUGCUGCAGCAACGGCUGUGGACACGUCUGCACACCCGCCUCUCUGCAGGUGAUGAGUAUGCACGGCCUCAGCUUGGAGCCGCCCUUGUCACUGUCCCCUCCUGCCCGCAGAGCGUGAGGCCGUGUCUGUGGCCCAGCAUGGUUCUGUGCCGUGCAGGGAGGCUUGCAAGGCUGACUCACAGUGUCCCUGGGGACAGAGGUGCACCCGCACCAGCUGUGGCCACAUCUGCACAGACAUCCCUGGAGGCAGAGUGGGAGUGUGCCCCAUCUCCAGGGGCCGUGGGACAUGCCUGGACCUCUGCAGCCUGGAUGAGGACUGUCCCGGGGGCCACAAGUGCUGCAGCAAUGGCUGCGGCCAUGUCUGCACCCGGGUGCCUGGUGACACUGCAUGACAGGGGAGCAGCAACUCCUUGGCAGGAGGACACCUUCUUUAGGGAAGACCGGGUGGUGAUGGGCCCCAGCUGGCCUGUCCUCUUCCCAACACUUCCCUCAAUAAAACACCGGUGUGGCCACCUCCAGGCCCCCCAAGACUCAGUAGCACCAGGCUGGCCCCACCAGCCCCAGGACACCCCUUCAGCUCCUGGAGCAGCCCCAGUUUUCCCAUGGAUCGCUGGGUUUAGGGGCUCAGCCCAUACCAGGGAUGGUGCCAUGGGGCCAGUGAAGCAGACACAGAUCCAUGGGGCCAGGGCCAGGCUGUGGGAUGGGCACCACCCCGGGCAUCCACUGAGGCGGGGGUGGGGGCUGGGGCCAGGUCUUCUCCAUUUUGUCACUUUAGAUCCCAGCCGGGUCAUGUCAGCAGCUUGAGGGCAGAGCCAAGCCAGAAGCCCAUCCAGAGGCAGUGGGGGCUGUGACGUGGUGGCCAGGCAAGCCCUGAAGCCACAAACCCUGAUCCUGAGGGCA